Caenorhabditis elegans is the source of this 1371-nucleotide messenger RNA. RefSeq names its product Ubiquinone biosynthesis monooxygenase COQ6, mitochondrial (gene coq-6). Gene Ontology annotation, molecular function: FAD binding; 2-methoxy-6-polyprenolphenol 4-hydroxylase activity; oxidoreductase activity, acting on paired donors, with incorporation or reduction of molecular oxygen, reduced flavin or flavoprotein as one donor, and incorporation of one atom of oxygen. Bases 1 to 1356 code for a protein of 451 amino acids. Gene Ontology annotation, cellular component: mitochondrial inner membrane; extrinsic component of mitochondrial inner membrane. The transcript has 8 exons. The record is from RefSeq and is marked reviewed. NCBI's taxonomy places the organism in Eukaryota, Metazoa, Nematoda, Chromadorea, Rhabditida, Rhabditidae. Gene Ontology annotation, biological process: ubiquinone biosynthetic process.
AUGAAACUUCCGGGUGGAACUAUUAUUUGUGCCAGAAACGCUUCUUCUUACUAUGAUACGGUUAUCGUUGGUGGCGGAAUGGUUGGAAAUGCAAUGGCAUGUUCACUUGGGGCCAACAAAUCGUUCCAAUCGAAAAGUGUUCUCCUUCUUGACGCGGGCCGAUCUCCAUCUCUGGCAUCUUUUAAACCAGGAGCACCAUUCAACAAUCGAGUCGUUGCGACAAGUCCAACAUCAAUUGAUACGUUCAAAAAAUUGGGAGUUUGGGAUCAAAUAAAUUCGCAUCGAACAAAAAAAGUCAACCGACUUUUUGUUUUCGAUAGUUGUUCAACUUCGGAGAUUGAAUUCGAAAGAGGUCAGCAGGAAGAAGUUGCGUUCAUUAUUGAAAAUGAUUUAAUUGUUGGAUCCCUCUAUGAAAAACUUGCUGAAUACAAAAAUGUCGAUGUGAAGACUGGAGCAAAAGUUGAAGACUGCUCCAUUCCGAAUGCUCUUGAGAAUAUGGCGACAAUCAAGUUAGAAAAUGGUGAUGUGAUUGAAACGAGUCUUUUGAUUGGUGCUGAUGGUGUCAACUCAAAAGUGAGACAUGCUUCAAAUCUGGACUAUACUACAUUUAAUUAUAACCAGCAUGGACUUGUUGCUAUAGUUAAUAUCGAGACUGCAAACGGAAAGAAUGAAACAGCUUGGCAACGGUUUACAACACUCGGACCAGUUGCACUUCUGCCUCUUUCUGAUACUGUGUCCGGUUUGACGUGGUCAACAAGUCCCGAAGAAGCUCAACGAUUGAAACAACUUCCUUCUGAUCAAUUUGUUGAUGAACUGAAUUCCGCAUUGUUUUCACAAAACAAUCAAAUUCCUUUGGUGAAUCAGACCAUUUUCGCACUGAAUCGUAUGAAUCCUUUCCGAACGGAAACUUUUGGGAGGAAAGCUGAAGGAACAACUCCACCACAUGUGAUUACUGUUCAGGACAAAAGUCGAGCCUCAUUUCCUCUUGGUUUCGGAAAUGCUCAUAGUUAUAUCACCACACGAUGCGCUUUGAUUGGAGAUGCUGCUCACAGAAUGCAUCCACUUGCCGGGCAAGGAGUAAACCUUGGCUGGAGUGAUGUGCAAAUUCUAGAUAAAGUACUCGGUGACGCUGUGCGUGAAGGUGCAGACAUCGGAAGCAUAACAUAUCUGCGAGAAUAUGAUUCGGCGGCACAAAAACACAAUCUUCCUGUAAUGGUGUCUGUUGAUCUGCUCAAUCGUCUCUACCGUACCGAUGCUCCAGCUAUUGUUGCCGCAAGAGCUUUUGGCCUAAAUGCAUUCAAUUCUUUAGGACCUGUCAAAAACUUUCUGAUGAAUUAUUUGUCCGCACAUCGAUAAUCCUAGUUUGUUUAA